Messenger RNA from Drosophila persimilis, 1075 nucleotides. It is a transcript of the gene P5cr, whose product is annotated as pyrroline-5-carboxylate reductase. Gene Ontology annotation, biological process: L-proline biosynthetic process. The record is from RefSeq and is a predicted model, not a curated record. The transcript has 2 exons. The coding region runs from base 139 to 981 and encodes 280 amino acids. Gene Ontology annotation, molecular function: pyrroline-5-carboxylate reductase activity. Lineage: Eukaryota; Metazoa; Arthropoda; Insecta; Diptera; Drosophilidae.
AGAAUGGCGAUAAAAGUCCAGUAAACGCAAUUAUUACCCGGAAACCUUCCACGCAGAUGCUAUAACGUUAGAUAACGCCAAUCAAUCAAUAUAAGCUGAAAUCUGAAGAGCAGCCAGUAGAUUUUAAAGCCCUUAACGAUGGCCAAGCUGGAUGAACGUAUUGGCUUCAUUGGAGGCGGAAACAUGGCCUUUGCCAUUGGCAGCGGUCUCGUUCGCUGCGCCAUUGUAAAGCCUAGCCAGGUGCUGGUCUCGGGACCGCACAUCGAGAACCUUUCGCGCUGGCGGGAGCUGGGCGCCGUCACCACCGACGACAAUUGUGAGGUCCUGGAGCACACAGACGUUGUGUUCAUCUGCGUCAAGCCGCACAUCCUAGGGCAAUGCGCCUCGCAGCUCAAGUACAAGCAUGUGCCGUCCGCCAAGGAUGCCAGCAAGCUCAUCGUUUCUGUGCUGGCGGGAACAAGCCUCAAAACCCUAGAGGAAAAGUUCGACUUCAUCGAAAGUUCGGGCCCGAAGGUGAUCCGGACGAUGCCCAACACAUCGAUGCAGGUCGGCGAGGGCUGUACCGUGUACACGGGCAACGCUCGGGUUACGCACCAGGAUCUGGAGAAGGUGCACAUAAUGCUCAACGCGUUGGGAUUGGCCCAGCAAGUGCCGGAGCAGAUGAUCGACGCCGUCACCGGCUUGGCUGGCUGUGGGCCAGCCUUUGUCUACACAAUAAUAGAGGCUCUGGCCGAUGGUGGUGUCAAGCAGGGUGUGCCACGGGCAAUGGCCCUGCAGUUUGCAGCUCAGACCUUACUGGGCGCCGCCAAGACUGUUCUUAUCACCGGCAAGCACCCGGCCGUGCUGCGCGAUGAGGUCUGCUCACCCGGCGGAUCCACCAUUGUGGGUGUGCACGAGCUGGAAAAGGGCAAUCUCAGGGCCACUCUCAUAAAUGCCGUGGAAAAGGCGACUCAACGCUCAACCGAGCUGGGAAAGAAGUGAGCGGCGUCGGUCGAACGUCUCCCCAUGCUCUCUAUUUACAGUAUGCAGUUGCAACAAACUUUAUGCCGCUAUUAUAAUUAUGAUACAAGUGUCA